CAAAGCAAAUACUUUGUUUGCUAUCCGAACGUUGCCCACUAUCUUUAUUUUUUUUUCAGUUUUGGGUGGAAGGGAGAACUGCACACCGGCCUUCAAAACUUAGUUCACCCGCCGAAGCUUCACACUUUGGGAAAAGCGCAACGAAAAGUCACUAUAAAAUCAUUGUUUCCCCACGAUAGUUGACUACUUCUCCGAAUCGUCUCAAGUCGGUAACAAGAUUUCCUACGCGCAGCGCGCGUUUCCACUGCUUCCAGUAUUCGCGAGUUUGCAUAUUAAGUGCCUCUGUCUGUUCGCCAAUCCGCGAGAAUUAUUUGUGCCGCCUCGGAGUGAGAAAAUUGCGAAUGCUGCUGUAACUGAUUGCAUACAAUUGCGUACGCAGACAUUCCGGAACGGGACGGGCCCAAAAGUUGGACGGAUACCAGCUUAGCCGGGCAGCCAAGUGGAAAGGAAGUAAACAGCACAAUCAUCUUGAGCAUUUUUUUUUUGCCAACGUUUUUGGCGGGUAGCAGUGAAGUGAACGUAAAACUCUCCAUUGUUCGUCAAAAACUGCUGCUGCUAUUUUUCGGCGAUAAAUUAGCCGGAAAAAACAAGUUCUGUAGACAGUGCACGAGCCGAGACUUUUCUUUAUUAUUUUGAAGUGAAAAAUCAAAAGUUUGACAUCAACCCGCAGUGUGUGUCUGUGGAGCGCGGUUGAAGAAGUGUCGGAGAAGUGUUCAAGUGGUAGCCCAUCGAGACGGGAAACUUUUUCUCCAACGACAGGAAGAAGUAAUUGCGAUUCGAGAACGACUUGAGCCUUUCCAAUGGGUGGAAAAAUGAGUGCCAUUGAAUGGAGCUUGAAAAUCCUGCUAGCGGUAUCGCUUCUACAGGUGGAUGUGAUCCACUGUCAGCAAAAUGAAGGUAUCGCCAGAAGUCAGUUGUUUCAACCAACAGAUGGUGGUAGCCCAGCGGUAGCCGAGUCAGCCUCCAAACAGGGCGAAAGUCGUGCGGAGGGCGCACGGUCUCUGAGAAGCAGUUACUACACGAGUGGAGCGAGCGAUAGAAUCUUCGAUCUUGGCCUUCUAGGAAGACCAUAUUACGGAAAAGGAGGAUCGAGUUUCGGAGGAGGUUACUAUCCGCAAUCUGGUGGCUUCUACCCACAGGGUGGUUAUUAUCCACAAUCUGGAGGAUUUUAUCCGAACGCAUACCCGGGCUCGUCGGGAUACUUCCCAGGAACCAACUCGAUCGACGGCAGUAGACCAUAUGGAGGUGUCGGUGGAAUCGGAGGCGUCGGUGGUUACAAUCCUUACGGUGGAGGCUUCGGUGGAUACGGCGGCUACGGAGGCUAUGGAGGCUACGGAGGUAAUGGUGGAUUGCAGUCGUACUUGGGCUACCAGAAUGCCAACUAUUUCGGUAAUCGAAACCUGGGCUAUGGUUACUAUACCGGAACCACCCCGGUGGGUGUAACCAGUUCGAGCCUGGUCAGCGGUUAUCGGGGAUAUAACUAGUUGUACUGUUCAUUGUAUUUAUUCAUUUUGUGUGGGAGUGCGUUGAGAUCUUUCGGAUGUACUUAUUGAGCGUAUGUUUGUGGCUGUGUGAGUGUGACCAUUCAUGUCCGCUUGUUACCAUUUACAGAUAUGCUUAUGUGAUAGUUUACUUCUAACUAGAGAACCCAAAGCGAUGUAGUAUUAAAUUUUGAUUGGAAUUAUUUAUAAUUAUGUCAAUAAACACCAGCGAAUACGAUUA
This is a messenger RNA of Toxorhynchites rutilus septentrionalis, 1722 nucleotides long. RefSeq names its product keratin-associated protein 19-2. The record is from RefSeq and is a predicted model, not a curated record. The transcript has 4 exons. The coding region runs from base 801 to 1484 and encodes 227 amino acids. NCBI's taxonomy places the organism in Eukaryota, Metazoa, Arthropoda, Insecta, Diptera, Culicidae.